Molecule: messenger RNA, 915 nt
Organism: Paramuricea clavata
Lineage: Eukaryota; Metazoa; Cnidaria; Anthozoa; Malacalcyonacea; Plexauridae
Source: the annotation of a GenBank genome assembly
AUGAAUUUCUCAACGCUUGGAGAAAACGCAACCACCACACCUACUCCUGAAUAUACCAACACAUCCAUUGACAUCCCAUUCGUUCAAAUCGACUUGACGGUCGCGCUGGUGUUUUCAAUACUUGACCUCGUUGGAAUCAUGCUCGCCACAUUGGCUAACGUAUUUCUAAUCGGAUUAGUUCUCAGCCAUUCAGAUCUCCGAAAGACCACGGACGUAUUCACGUCGAGUCUCUGCGUCUCCGAUCUUCUGGCCAGCGUUCUGUUUCAGCCUUUUGUGAUACGUAGAUUGUUGGCGCGAGAACCGAAUCAGCCUUACGAGUGGGCCGUCAGAAGAGCGAUCGGCCAAGCCACUCUCUCUGCAAGCUCUAUGAGCCUUCUCACAGCCACUAUGGAUCGCUAUAUUGUACUACGUUGGCCACUUCGCUAUGAAAAUAUCAUCUCCAAACGGACCGCGUUUUUCGUGAUCAGCGGGAUAUGGUUGGCAUCAUUCGCCAUGGGCGCGACCGCGUACUUUAAACGAAACCUGUCAGCGGUUGUGUUUCCCAGCAUUCUUGGGGUGAUCGUAGCUUCCAUCGUCGCGACACAAGUUUCAAUUUUUAUCAUCGCUAGGAAACAGGUGAAGAAGAUAUGGAAACACUCACGGUCAAAUGACAAGGGGAAAAAAUUGCUUUCAAACAUGCGAGCGACUAAAACUAUCGCUUUAUUAUUGACAGUCUUCUUACUCAGCUGGCUACCGUCCACAAUUUUCAGAUUUUAUGAACGUCUUUCUGGCGGAGAUAACACGACGUUUCAUACGUGGCUGCAUCCGCUGAACACGCUCAUUCAGAUUCACUGCUCCCUAGAUCCAUUCCUCUACGUGUUGCGCAACCAAAGAUUCAAGAAAGCCAUUGCAAAGGUUGUAAAGCGGUGCUGUUAA